Molecule: messenger RNA, 1040 nt
Organism: [Torrubiella] hemipterigena
Lineage: Eukaryota; Fungi; Ascomycota; Sordariomycetes; Hypocreales; Clavicipitaceae
Source: the annotation of a GenBank genome assembly
AUGGCGGUCCUCAAGCCCUACGCCCACGAUUAUUACCUAUGGGACUAUAUCCCAACCAAGAUUGGAGCCAUCAUCGCCGUGGUUCUAUUCAUUUUGGCCACUCUUGCUGUCAUAUUCAGAAGCAUAAAGACGAGAACGCGCUUUAGCAUACCCUUCAUCCUCGGCGGAAUCUUCCAAGCAAUCGGAUAUUCUGCUCGAGCCGCAUCCGAAGACAAGACCGACGAAUUGCUACCCUAUAUCAUCCAGAGCAUCUUUAUCCUAGUCGCCCCAGCUCUUUUCGCAGCCAGCAUUUACAUGACCCUGGGCCGCCUGAUGCGCAGUGUACACGGCGAACGACAUGCUAUAAUCCGACCCCAAUGGCUGACAAGAGCCUUUGUCACCGGCGAUGUUUUAUCAUUCUUGGUGCAAUGUGGCGGAGGUGGUAUGAUGGCCAUUAGCAGCAUUGACAAGAACCUCGCGUCCAACAUUGUCCUGGCUGGUCUGGUCGUCCAAAUUCUGCUCUUUAGUCUCUUUGCCAUCACUGCCAUUAUCUUUCAUUCGAGAAUGAGAAAGUGGCCUUCGGGAGCAUCGCUGGACCCCAAGUCCAAGUGGGAACAAAUCAUGUACACGUUGUACGCCAUGAGCGUGCUGAUCCUGAUCCGAUCCGUGUUUCGCGUGAUUGAGUACGUGAUGGGCAAGACGGGGUAUCUCUUAACGCACGAAUGGACUCUCUACGUCUUUGAUGCCAUUCUUAUGUUUUUUACCAUGGUUAUUUUCGCCGUCUGGUAUCCUGGACAGCUAACUCCACCAGCAAGAGAGUGGGAGGGGCCUGACACGGACAUGGUGAUGGACGGAGUCGUGUCGGAGGACGACCAAUCGCGAUUUACGAUUUCAAGAAGCCGCGACGGGCUGACGAAACCCAACGAGCCAUAGAGGCGUUCACACGUGGUGGUCUCCGGCGGAAUUCGAUUUUUUUCUUUUGUUUUCUUUGCCAGCGGAAUAGAAGCGCACUAUGCAAGAUGAUAGUGAUGCAAAGCUGAACCGCCUAGGGGAAAUGUCUG